This is a messenger RNA of Strongylus vulgaris, 951 nucleotides long. The record is from the annotation of a GenBank genome assembly. NCBI's taxonomy places the organism in Eukaryota, Metazoa, Nematoda, Chromadorea, Rhabditida, Strongylidae.
AUGGAUUCUGUAGGAUUUCGCUAUUAUUUGAUGGAGAAUUGGCAACAGAAACUUCGUAUUUUGAUUGAAGGCAUGAUGAUGAUUGCAAUCUUGAAUGGGGCUACAUCGGUCAUGCUUCCGCAUUUCAAACCAGAUCUAUUCUGUUCAGCAAUUCAAGCACAUCAAAUACGUUGGCUAGCCGUAGCUCCGCCCAUAGUCACAUUUCUUGCUAGAAGCCCAAUCUGUGAGAAUUAUGAUCUUUCGUGCCUUCAGACGCUUUUCAGUGGAUCAGCACCUGCUCCUAAACAUAUCUGCUACGAAGUGCUUCAGAGGUACAAGAAUAUCAAAUAUGUGCAACAAGGAUAUGGUAUGUCUGAGACGUGCAUGGUAUCACACUUACCUGAUAUUCGUAAUGGACAACCACCUGGAAGCGUUGGGAAAAUUGCACCGAAUUUGGAAAUGAAGAUUGUGGAUCCAAAGAGUGGUGAUGUGAAAAAACGUGGCGAAAUGGGAGAAGUCUGUGUGCGCGGUCCCACUGUGAUGCUUGGAUAUCAUCGCAAACCUGAGAUGACACAACAUUGCAUUAAAGAUGGCUGGAUGCACACUGGUGACGUGGGUUAUGUAGACGAUGAUGGUUAUCUCUUUAUCGUGGAUCGCAUAAAGGAGCUCAUAAAAGUCAAAGGGUUCCAGGUGCCACCGGCGGAACUUGAGAAUAUAUUGACACAACAUCCAGCAAUAAGCGAAGCAGUGGUCGUUGGUAUCCCUCAUGAUACAAAAGGAGAAGUUCCAAAAGCGUAUGUUGUCCGACAAUCGGACGAUCUUUCCGAGAACGAGGUGAAAGCUUUUGUAGAGGAGCGGGUUUCGCCGCACAAACAUCUAGUUGGUGGUGUUGAGUUCGUACAAGAAAUCCCAAAGAAUACAUCAGGAAAACCCCUCAGGCGAGUUUUACGCGAUCGGAAUAAGAGCUCGUAG